Molecule: messenger RNA, 2856 nt
Organism: Planococcus citri (citrus mealybug)
Lineage: Eukaryota; Metazoa; Arthropoda; Insecta; Hemiptera; Pseudococcidae
Exons: 7
Coding region: 165-2621 (818 amino acids)
Source: RefSeq, a predicted model, not a curated record
UUUUUAAUCAGUUCGUCAAACUAGAUGAAGUUGAGUUUAUUACGAGGAGGAGAUCGUGAAAUGAAUUUAAAUUUACAUCAUUUACGAUGGGUUCCUGAAUUCUGGUGGAAUGUUGGCCAUUUUAGUAUUGUUUAAUAGUAUUAAAACAGACAUAAAGUGGAAUUAUGGCCCGUCUCGGAUGUCUCGGGUCCAUAUUUAUGGGCUUAGUUGCCCAAAUUUACCUCUCAACGGCUUACGAAUCAGGAAGUUUAUGCAUGUACCAGGCAAUGACAUUUUAUGAAAAUUUUGGAUUGGAAGUUGCUUACAAAAUUAUAAAAAGAAAACUAGGAUCUCGUGUUUACAUAUUCACCAAUUUGACCCAAGAAUGGGACGACCAAAAAAGACUUCAAGAUUACGAUCAAACAUUCAUGCUAAUAAUUGGAAGAACGGAAAAAAUGUACAACUUAUUCGAAAAACUGGAAGAAGUGAAUUUCCAAACCGGAUUAUUGGCCGAACAAAUAAUUGAUGGGAACAAACCGUAUUUGGACUGGGCAUCCGAAUACAUUCCACCAUAUAACGCGAAUGAAACGACAUCAGCAGAGAACAUGUCCCUUUCAGAUACAAACGAAGCAUUUACAUUUUGUGAAAAUUUCAUUAAUAAAAAAUACGGACUGCUUCCUCCCAACCACACCAUAUUUGCUGAUGUUGAUAUUGAAUUGAAUUCUAACCAUACAUCAAAAAGAAUGCCAAAGGACGUAGAGCCAUACCAAGAUUUACUCAAACAGACUCAAAAAGGCGAAAAGUUGCCACCUGAUGCAACCAUUCCUGGGUUAGAAAUGGAGAAAGACGAUAAUCUGCAAGCUAUGGAUGAAGAGGAAGCAUCCAUUAAAGAAAAACAGCGAUUAAUUAGAGAGCAACAGAUGAUCGAAGCUAAACGGAAAUUUGACAUGCAACAAGGCAGGUAUUACGAACGAAAUGAGCCACAGAUGUAUGAAAGAGAUCACCCAAUGCCGAAUUAUUACGAACGAAAUGAUCCCAGAAUGUUUUAUGAAAGAGAUAUACCAGGAAAUUACAAACAAAAUGCUCCUGGGGGCCUUCACGAAAGAGGUAUGCCAGGGUAUUAUCAGCGAAACGUUCCUCCAGAAUUUUAUCAAAGAAAUCCACCAGUGGAUUACGAGCGAAAUGCUCUACCGCAGUAUGAUUAUUACCGAAGACAUAUUCCAGUUGAAUAUGCACAAAAUGCUCCUCCAGAAUAUUACCGAGGGUAUCCUCCUAAUGCUCCACGAGAGUUCUACCAAAGAUAUGCUCCUCCCAAUUAUUAUGGACGAAAUGCUCCUCCAGAAUAUUACAGGAGGUUUGCUGUUACUCCAUCACCAGAUUGUGGCCAAAAUGUUCCUCCUGAGUUUUACCAAAGAGACAUACAAGAAAAUUAUGAACAAAAUGCUGCUCGAGGGUUUAACCAAAGAGGCAUGGCAACCAAUCACGCACAAAAUGUUCAAGGAGUGUCAUCUGCUAAGAACACACCACGAAAAUCUCAAAAUUUGAGAAAAAAUAAAGAUACAAGAGGAUCCAAUACUUCCGGUAAGCCAAGCAAAAAUGGACAAUGCUCAGACCAAGCAACACAAAAGACUGCUGCACGACGAAGGAGCUUUAUGGAAGCCAUACAUAAUUUCAUUUUCUCGGACAAAACAGACAAGGAAGAAACGAAUGCAAAUGAAGCUGAAGUUGGACGCAGGGGUAGAAAAAUAAGGAAACGAAUGCGUGCUCGUGAAUUUACUGAAACUUACCAACCUUACGAAAAAGUUGAUGAAAUGGAUCAGAAUGAAAUCGACGAAAUGGAAAACCCGCAGCCUGAUACUGUAAAACAUUACAUAUAUGUACAACAUGUUGACAAUCGAAAUGCCGCUAAUGAUCAAGCACCUAGAAAUGAACGUAAAUCAGCGAGAGCUUCUCAAGGAUCAAGGGCCAGAAAAAAUGAAAAACCAUCUGCCAGGGUUCGUAAAACUGUUCGUCCCAAUGCUCGAAAAGCAUAUGGUAUGAAUCAGGGAGAAAAUGUUGGAGCAGAUAUGAAAUACAAUUACAAAUGUGAAGAACCCAAUAACUACCAAAAAAACGAGCCAGUUUUCAAUUACAAAUCGAAUAAUGUUUAUGAUAACCUCAUGGCAGUUCAGAAAGACAACGCAGGUAUAAAUAACUACCAUGUACCAGGCGAUCACAUCAUUAGACCUCAAAAUGAACAAAAAGCAAUUCAGCAAAUUGAUAAAUUACCAGCAGUUCAUGUGAAUCAGUUCAAUAUGCGUGGAGACAGACCCAUGAGCAAUCCCAAUAACCUACCAGUUUUGCAUGAAAUGCAUGCGCAGGCCAUCCCAAAUUUAGGAGUUGCAAUGAAAAAUCCACCAAUAAACAACUUUGAAAAAAUCAAGCAAUCUAGAAAGGUGAAAAGUGCACCAAGGGUUCGAAAAAGUAGGGCCAAAGCAAUGAAAAAGUCGGCCAGACCGCGUCCAGUUGCAGUGAAAAAAUCAAAAAUGGUCACUUCUGCUCCUCAGUAUCACAUGGAUCUCGACGGUCACUCCACAUUGCAAGUUAUCGAUGUUCUCCAUUAUGAUUAUGAACCUAGGCAGAAUAUGAUGAUGCUCCAGUAACCCCUUUCCACUUUGUACAUUGAAAAAAAAAUUUUUCUAUUCAAGAUUAACCUAAUCAUAAGUAGUAUAGAGACGUAGAUUGUAUUUGUAUUUUUUUUUAUGGAAGAAAAAAAUGCAUGAUGUGAUCUCACCCUCACGUCAAUUCGACCUGUCUCAAAAUCCAUAAAUCAAAAUAUACUCGAAUCAACCAAAUUGAAAUUAAAAUUAAAAUUAUUUUCAACGCUUGUUCUCAAAA